GCGUUAUUUCAAUCGUCGCUGUGACAGCGGGGUGGUAUCCGGCGCCGCUGCAUAUAUAUAUACACAGGUGGGUGGCUUCACCUCAGUCUCAUGCUUUCUCCUGAGCUCUCCCCGUGGUGGUAACUGCAGCCGAGCGGGCUGGAUCUGGCGUGAUCAAUCGGGACGCAUAUAAUAUCAUUGGUACAGUGACGCUGGGAGACGGGUCGCUCCGUUCAGCGUGCCGUGGGUGCUUCUGUGACGACAGGGUAAGCUAUGCGGUCCGCAUUAUGUGAUCUGAUGUGUUAACUGGUCCCUGAUUUUGUGUGGUUGCUGCAGUUUAUUUGCUGCUGCUGUCAUUGGAUCUCCUCCGCCUGCAUUGCUUCUCCGCUGCGCCACAGCUAACCGGGAAUGUAUCGCUCAAUGAGGAAGUGAUCAAUUAAGUCCAGGUGAUGUUAUUUAAUGACAAUUCUGCUUAAUUGUCUACCUUUACUAGGUUGCAGCUAAACGUGUGAACCACACGUCAUCGUUCCCUGGACUGGCUGCUGUUUCGGUUCUUUCUUUUCGCCGGCUCUUCGUUGCGGCUCUUUUUCUCGUUCGGUUUGCCGGCUCUCUGAUUGGUGCCGACAACUUGCUGUUUUUGACUGUGUUGGCGCGUAUUUCUCAUUAGGUUUAUCGCCAACGUGUUUAGAGUUACUGCAUUGUACUUUUUCUGUUAAAAACCGCAGGCUAUGAGGAUUAUCAUGCCUCAUAUUUCACCUGUGUUUUAAAAGCUAUUGUGUGGAGUGAGUGUGCGUGUGUGUUUUUACUGUGUAUAUUGGUCUGGUCACCAGCACUGCUAAAUCAGGAGUACUAAUUAUUUGUUUCUUUUGUGCAGGUUUGGUGAGCCUCGGCGGCAGUUUAAUCCCUGGUGGUGGUUCACGGAUCCCCUUUCCGUUGGUGUGUUGUCACAGGAACCAAUGAACGGUGGGGACAGAGGCUUCGGGGCUGGCAGGAGAGAGUCAUAUACAAGCCUGUGGAAAGCAGAGGCAUUUGGAGGGAGAGCUGCAAAGGGUGGACAAGCGGUGAGAGCAUGAGCCUGAAAACAGAGGCAGAGGGGAACGCCGAGAUGAAGUCGGACAGAGACCCAGAAAGUUACAACUCGACACACUCGCAGCAGCAGGGCGGUUAGGUCUGCCUGGCGUGUGAGUAUCCCUUUGGGGUUUUUCCAGUAAUGUUCUGGCGGGUGUACAUCUUCGUGGGAAGGUGGGUGGUGAAAGAGACCUCCGUACUGGCAGUGGGUUUGUGUCUUGCAGGUGGUCUCCCCGGACACAAGCCCAGGCUCAGCAAGAAGGUGAAUGGAUCCCGUGGCUGCUGAACCGUGUGCUCCGUACCCCACGUUCCCUGGAUUUUAACUGCGGAUUUUAACUUACAGACUACAGGUUUUAUUGGACUCCCACCUUGCCGGCGAGAAGUUGGGUUGCUGCUGCAGCUGAUCCUCCUCACCUGUGCCUGGUGUCUGAUUUAGAGCAGCUGACCUGAGCCGAAGUCAGCCAAUCCGGAGCCUGCAUGGUUCAGCAUAAGAAGCCGGCAAGCCUGAAGCUCGGCAGCUUGCCGCUGUAACCAGCCCUGCUCGUGUGCCUCGGCUUAGUGAACUUUGUUAGACAUUCUAAAACCCUGUACAUUUGGAGACACUAGUCUUUUCCUGAGGCACUAGUCUUUUCGUUCAUUGUAUGUCACGCACGCUAAGGUUGAUUGUUAGGAUUUAAAAUGGUAAAUGAUUGUAUUUAUAUAGCGCUUUUAUCCAAAGCGCUUUACAUGAUACGUCACAUUCACCCAUUCACAUACACAUUCACACACUGAUGGUGGAAGCUGCCAUGCAAGGCGCUAACCACGACCCACCAGGAGCAAUUAGGGGUUCGGUGUCUUGCUCAGGGACACCUCAACAUGAGCUCGACGGGCCGAGGAUCAUUGUCUUGGAGUCCUUCAUGUGUUUUUUGGCAAACUCUUGGGCUUUCAUGUGUCUUGCACUGAGAAGAGGCUUCCGUCGGGCCACUCCGCCAUAAAGCCCCGACUGGUGGAGGGCUGCAGUGAUAGUUGACUUUGUGGAACUUUCUCCUAUCUCCCGACUGCAUCUCUGGAGCUCAGCCAUAGUGAUCUUUGGAUUCUUCUUUACCUCUCUCACCAAGGCUCUUCUCCCACCAUUGCUCAGUUUGGCUGGACGGCCAUGGUCUAGGAAGAGUUGUGGUCAUCCCAAACUUCAUUUGAGGAUUAUGGAGGCCACUGUGCUCUUAGGAACCUUGAGUGCUGCAGAAAUUCUUUUGUAACCUUGGCCAGAUCUGUGCCUUGCCACAAUUCUGUCUCUGAGCUCCUUGGGCAGUUCCUUCGACCUCAUGAUUCUCAUUUGCUCUCACUGUGAGCUGUAAGGUCUUACGUAUAUAGACAGGUGUGUGCCUUUCCUAAUCAAGUCCAAUCAGUUCAAUUAAACACAACUGGACUGCAAUAAAGAAGCAGAACCAUCUCGAGGAGGAUCAGAAGAAAUGGACAGCAUGUGAGUUAAAUACGAAUGUCACUGCAAAGGGUCUGAAUACUUAUGACCAUGUGAUAUUUCAGUUUUUCUUUUUUAAUAAAUUUGCAAACAUUUCUACAUUUCUAUUUUUUCUGUCAAGAUGGGGUGCUGAGUGUACAUUAAUGAGAAAUAAAAUGAACUUUUUUGGUUUUGGCAAAUGGCUGCAAUGACACAGAGAGUGAAAAAUUUCAAGGGGUCUGAAUACUUUCCGUACCCACUGUAAACCCACAAUGGCACAUUAGCAUUGAGUCAAUUUGUUGCAAAUUGAUUGUUUCCACUGAUUGCUUACCAUUUCUACUUAUGUGUUCUAGAUGACAAUGCAUAUGUACACAUGGGGAGUUCUUGCAUGAGACCUGUUGUUUUCUGUUCCUUACAUAGAAGUGCACCUCCACCAAGGAGAAUUUUGAGCUCUAGGCUUUUGGCAAAUGGCUGCAAUGACACAGAGAGUGAAAAAUUUCAAGGGGUCUGAAUACUUUCCGUACCCACUGUGUAUAUAUAUAUAUAUAUAUAUACAUAUAUAUAUAUAUAUAUAUAUAUAUACACACUAAAAACUAGUCUGUGACCCACCAAUUGAGAAACACUGUAUUAUGGGAUGGCAGGAUACCAGGACUGUCAUAAGUGUCCACAGGAGGUAAGUUUCUCACAUCCCAUUCAUUUUCUAUGUGUCUAUUUCACUUACGCAAAUUCAAUGCAGGGGAGUGGAGGUCUGGCCAUCAUUGAACUAGUGUGAGGAUGGAUUCAGCAGCUUAUUUCUAACCUCAAAUGCUUUCAGAAAUACUUUUUGCUGAACUGUUGUUGCAAUAGUGGGCUGCACAGUGCCGUAGUGGUUAGCACUUUCGCCUUGCAGCAAGGAGAUCCCUGGUUCAAAUCCCAGCCUGGGCCUGGGAUCUUUCUGCAUGGAGUUUGCAUGUUCUCCCUGUGCAUGCAUGGGCUUUCUCCGGGCACUCCAGCUUCCUCCCACAGUCCAAAAAUAUGCUGAGGUUAAUUAAUCACUCUAAAUUUGCUCUAAACAUUCCAGAACCUGCGCCUGUGAAAGUGGCUGCAAAGUUUGGUGUCUUUUAACUGUUUUCAGUUUUUUGCUGUAUUUUUGCUGUAUUUUUAAAAUAUUUUGUCAUGUUUUAUCGACUGCUGAUGGAGGUUUCUGCUGGGAGAAGAAUCUAUUCAAGAGAGGAGCUUUUUUCAUUGAGACAGAACAAAUCUGGACUGCAACAUCCAAUUCCAGUGGACAUCUUGAGGUGUUUUCGUGGUUGCUGUGCUGGUGCAAAGGUGAAGGCUAGGAAAUGGAGACACAAGCCCUUUCUUCCAUCAGUCAUCAUGGGAAACGUGAACUCUUUGCCAAACAAAAGUGACGAGCUGGAGACAAUGGUGAAGACGGACAAAACAUACCGUGAAUGCAGUCUCCUGUGUUUUACUGAGACCUGGUUGAAUCAAAACAACUCAGACUCAACAGUGGAUCUACCUGGCUUUACCCUCAUAAGGUCAGACAGAGAUGCUAAAGCUAGUGGCAAGACGAAAGGAGGAGGUCUGGCUUUAUUUGUUAACCAGAGAUGGUGCAACUCCUCACACAUAACGGUUAAGGAGAAGUUGGGUUGUCCAGAUGUUGAGUUGGCAGUUGGACUUCGACCAUAUUAUGUCCCAAGGGAGUUCAGUCACAUCAUAACAAUACUUGUAUACAUUCCACCCAAAGCAACUGACAUGGUUCCAUGUGAUGUGUUGCAUGAUACUGCUGCUAGGAUACAGACUCAACAUCCUGAGGCACUUGUAAUAAUAUCAGGAGAUUUCAAUCAUGUCAGCCUCUCCUCUCACCUUACUGGAUUUACACAGUUUGUUAACUGCCCUACCAGAGAGAAUAAAACCCCAGACCUGCUUAUGCUAAUGUCAAAUAAGCUUACAAGAGCUACUGCCUUACCACCACUGGGCAGGUCAGAUCAUAACCUGGUUUACCUGCAGACCUGUUACAAACCUUGUGUGCUGAGACAGCCUGCAACUGAAGUCCAAAUCAGAAAAUGGACUCCUCAAGCUAGUGAAGCUCUAAGGGACUGCUUUGAAUCAACAGACUGGAAUGUGCUCCUGGAAACAGAUGAGGACAGUAUGAACACUGACAGACAGGUUGAUUGUUUUACUGAAUACAUCAACUUCUGUAGAGACACAGUCAUACCUGCAAAGACUGUUCACUGUUUCCCCAAUAACAAACCAUGGAUCACAAACGACAUAAAGGCAAUCCUCAACCAGAAAAAACAAGCUUUUAGAGAUGGUGACAAAGAACGGCUCAAAGAAGUGCAGCAUGAGUUGAAGAGGAGACUGAAAGUGGCAAAGAUGGAAUACAAAAAGAAGAUAGAGAGGAAGUUUCAAUACAGUAACAUCCGUGAUGUGUGGAGAAGAAUCAAUACCAUCUCUGGACACAACAAUAAAAAGAGGAGGGAGCAAAUAGUGGGUGAUGUAGAAAGAGCUGACGAACUCAACUUGUUCUUCAACAGAUUUGACACUGUGGACACACCUACUUCCACUGCUACUCCUCCUUCUUCUCCUCAACAUAUGGAAAUCUCCACUAUAGCUCCUCCUUCUUCUCCUCCAUCUCCUACACGUCUCCACAGUUGCAGCCACUUCCGUUCCAGCACCAUCUCUGUCACAGAGACAGGGGUGAUGGGAGCUUCAGAGACUUUGCUCUGGGAAGGCAGCUGGCCCAGAUGGUGUCUGUCCAAGACUGCUUAAAGACUGUACUGCACAACUGUGUCAACCUCUCCACAGGAUCUUCAACCUGAGUCUGCCUGCUCUAUGGAAAACAUCCUGUAUCGUACCAGUACCAAAAAUCAAAUGUCCGGCUGAACUAAAUGACUAUAGACCUAUUGCCCUGACCUCACACAUCAUGAGAACUCUGGAGCGGCUGGUUUUACGUCUCCUGAGGCUUGAGGUCAAAGAAAAACUCGAUUCCUUGCAGUUUGCUUACAAAGAACACAUUGGAGUGGAUGAUGCCAUCCUCUUCAUGCUUCACCAUGCUCUGUCUCAGCUGGAGGAACCUGGAGUUUAUGUGAGAAUCAUGUUCUUUGGUUAUUCAAAUGCAUUCAACUCCAUCCAACCCACCAUCCUCAAAGACAAGCUCACAGAGAUGGGAGUGGAUCCUUCCUGUGUUUCAUGGAUUACAGAUUACCUGACAGGAAGGCCGCAGUUUGUCAGGCUGGGGAACUGUGUUUCUGGGACAUUAAUGAGUAGUACUGGGGCUCCACAAGGAACAGUCCUGGCUCCAUUCCUGUUCACUCUGUAGACAUCUGACUUCAAAUACAGCACUGAGUCCUUCCACAUUCAGAAAUACUCUGAUGACACUGCUAUCGUGGCAUGUAUCAGAAAUGGACAUGAAGCUGAAUACAGAGAUCUGAUAAGUGCCUUCAGUGACUGGAGUCACAAAAACUGCCUGCUACUCAACGCCUCAAAGACAAAGGAAAUGAUCAUAGAUUUCCACAGAUCCAAACCCCCUCUUCAGCCAGUGAACACUUCUGGCGUGGACAUCGAGAUGGUGACAUCAUAUAAAUAUUUAGGUGUCCACCUUGAUAAUAAGUGGGACUGGUCUACAAACGUAGACUUUAUCUACAAAAAGGGCCAGAGCCGACGUUAUUGCCUCAGAAGACUUCGAUCACUAGACAUCUGCAGUAAGAUGCUGCAGAUGUUUUAUCAGUCUGUGGUAGCAAGUGUCCUAUUUUAUGCUGCAGUCUGCUAGGGGGGGAAAGCAUAAAACAGAAGGAUGCAAGGCGUCUUAACAAACUGAUUAAAAAAGCUGGCUCUGUGGUUGGAAUCGGAUUGAACACAUUGGAGGAUGAGGUGGAGAGACGGGCACUGAGCAAGAUGGAGGCCAUUCUGACAAACAUGGAUCAUCCACUUCACAUCUGCCUCCACGAACAACGAAACAUCAGUGGAUGGCUCCUAUCCCUGCGUUGCAAGACUGAAAGAUUUAGGAAAUCUUUCUUGCCAUCAGCAGUCAGGCUAUUUAAUUCAAAAUUAAACAGAUAAGAACCCUGACAACUGAAUUUCCCUUCGGGGAUGAAUAAAGUGAUUCUGAUUCUGAUUCUGAUUCUGAUUCUAAAUUGCCCGUAGGUGUGAGUAUGAUUGUUUGUCUGUAUAUGUAGCCCUGCGACAGACUGGCGACCUGUCCAGGGUGUCCCCUACCUUCGCCCAAGUCAGCUGGGAUAGGCUCCAGCACCCCCCGCGACCCUAGUGAGGAUAAAACAAUGUAUAGAGAAUGGAUGGAUGAAUGGAUGUUGCAAUAAAAGAGAAAGUUUGUGACCGAAGUGCCAUGUUGGUCCACCAGACCAAUAAGCUCAAUGUGGUCUCAUCUUUCUUCACUGUCAACUAAACAUUCUUGUGCGCUGACACCAUGUCCUGUGCAUCUUCUUCAGCUGGACAACAGAUUUUAAGUGCAUUACCACAACCUACUGGGCUGAACUGUGCAUGUGUAUUACCAGUGUGCCAGAAAUGAGGUUACUGAGAAAGGUGUGAUUAAAUGCGUUAUUUGUUUAAGGUGUUUUUUUUUCUGUAAUGAAUUAAUCAAAAUUAACAUGUUAAAGUCCCAGCCAUAAUUUUUUGCAUGAUCCAUGAAAGACUGUGUUUUCAAGUCAGACUGAAAUAAACAAAAAUAAUCAACC
Messenger RNA from Acanthochromis polyacanthus (spiny chromis), 7158 nucleotides. RefSeq lists its product as uncharacterized. NCBI's taxonomy places the organism in Eukaryota, Metazoa, Chordata, Actinopteri, Pomacentridae. Gene Ontology annotation, molecular function: catalytic activity. The coding region runs from base 3638 to 5236 and encodes 532 amino acids. The record is from RefSeq and is a predicted model, not a curated record. The transcript has 4 exons.